AUGAAGUCCUUCGUCGUUCUCGCUGCCCUCUCCGUCCUGGCCGCUGCCAACCCCCUCCCACGCACAGUCAAGGACAUGACCUUCUACCGCGAAGCUCACUGCAUUGUCAAAUCGCCGCAAUGCGUCGCCCUGCACACCGGCUGCGAGUUUAGGGCGCACAACGGCGAGUACGGCAGCAGCGCGGAGUGCAUCAAGAAUAAGGACCCGAAAUGCAUCGCCAAAGAGGGGUCCCGGUGCGGACAGACGGUCAAGAAGUGCUACGGCAUGCACUACGGGGGGGCGGACAACUCGCACAGUCGGCCCGCCCUGGACGACGCCAUGUGGGAGUGCAUCAGCCAGAAGGGCAGACGCAACCCCGUCGUGAAGGGGCCUGGAGAAGCGCCGGGCGACCAGGUGCAGCCGCCGGUAACGGCGACGCGGACCGGCCGGCGGCGGCGGCCUGGAAAAGGCAGGAAAUGCCAGUGCCCGACGGGCUCCGACUCCGACUCCGGCUCCGGCGCGGACGCGUGGUGA
Metarhizium album ARSEF 1941 is the source of this 513-nucleotide messenger RNA. RefSeq lists its product as uncharacterized. The transcript has a single exon. NCBI's taxonomy places the organism in Eukaryota, Fungi, Ascomycota, Sordariomycetes, Hypocreales, Clavicipitaceae. The coding region runs from base 1 to 513 and encodes 170 amino acids. The record is from RefSeq and is a predicted model, not a curated record.